Molecule: messenger RNA, 8055 nt
Organism: Closterium sp. Naga37s-1
Lineage: Eukaryota; Viridiplantae; Streptophyta; Zygnematophyceae; Desmidiales; Closteriaceae
Source: the annotation of a GenBank genome assembly
AUGACCUCCCACACUGCCACGUGGCAGGCUCUCAUUCGCCAGCUGCAGCCGGCAGCGGCGGUGUUUUCAGCGCAGGGCCCCGACAUGCGGUGGGCGGGCAACGAGCGCGGCGAGGCGGGCGAGCCGUGCUGGGCCAUGUCCCAACCCAUGCCUUUCCAACCCAUCCACCCCGCCCGCAGCUACCUGAACCACGGUGAUGUGGCGGGCACGGAUUGGAUGCCAGCAGAGUGUGACGUGUCCAUCCGCCCGGGGUGGUUCUGGCACCCCUCGGAGCGCCCCAAGCCCCUCGCCCACCUGCUGCACCUCUACUUGGCCUCGGUGGGGCGCGGGUGCUCGCUGCUGCUCAACGUGCCGCCCAACACCACGGGCCUGCUGCACGGGGAGGACGUGCAGCGGGUGGGGCAGUUGGGCCGCGCGCUUCAAGUGCUGUUCCAGGAAGAGGUCAGCCCCGGUGCUCACGUGCACGCCAGUAGCGUGUAUGGCUGCAAGGAGGGACGGAGGCGGAGCGGGGAGGAGGAGAGGGAUGCUGGGAGGGGAGGGUUCGGGAGGGAGUUAUGGGGGUGGUGGGGGGGAUGGGCGCGAGGGAGUGGGUGUGAGUACAGGCCUGAGAAUGUGCUGAGUGCAGGGGAUGGCACCUUUUGGGCGGCUGAGGAUGGGGUGCUGUCUGCUACUCUCCAGUUCGACCUCGGGCAGGUGAAAAACUUUCAUGUGGUGCGUCUGGAGGAGCCUGUGGCGUACGGGCAGCGGAUAAAGUCGUUCAGUGUGGAAGUGCUCGACCCGGACCCUACUGCUGCACCCGCCGCCACUCCAGCUGCCGCUGCGGCCCAAGUCAGUGCUGCUGGUGCUGGCGGGUGUGGGUCAGGCGGGUGUGGGUCAGGCGGGUGCAAUGGCAGGGAUGGUGUGCUUCCCCCCCUGCCUGGUGUGCCGGGCGGGAGUGUGCAUGUGGCCCACACACCGCAUGGCGCCCAGGGGGCUGUGCGCAGCAUGCUGGAGCGCACGGGGUGGGCGGGGAGAGCGGGCGAGUGGAGGGUGAUAGCGAGUGGCAGCACAGUGGGGCGCAAGAGGCUGUUUUGGGUGGAGGCAGUGAGAGCGCGGCAUGUGAGGGUGGUGAUUCACGAUGCGCGGGCUGCCCGCUGCUCUCCUACGUUGCACUCUACAGGAGUGGCGACCCGAGUGCAGUAUGACGCGUUAGAGGUCUACAUGAUACCUUAUGGCUUGGGCUGUUUGAUCUGCCUUGUGUGGACUGGACUGGACUCAACACAGGUCUGUCAUGGGAGCCCUAGUGCUGCUGUCAUGUGGGAUUGCACAUGGAGGAGCAAGCUGCAAGAGCCCACGCACACUCCCCUCGUCCGCCCCCGCGCACUCCCCUCGUCCGCCCACUCACACUCCCCUCGUCCGCCCCCGCGCACUCCCCGCGUUCGCCCACUCACACUCCCCUCGUCCGCCCCCGCGCACUCCCCGCGUUCGCCCACUCACACUCACCUCGUCCGCCCCCGCGCACUCCCCGCGUUCGCCCACUCACACUCCCCUCGUCCGCCCCCGCGCACUCCCCUCUUUCGCCCACGCUCACUCCCUUCCCGUCGGGCACGCGACGCUUCCUGCCAUUUCACACGCUCCCUCCAAGAGGUCGCCCACGCUCAUUCCCCUCCGUCACCCACGUCCAUUUCCCUCCGUGCUGGUUUAGUACCAGCAGCCCCAGUCCUUUCCCCCUUUGCGACCCGCAACUCCCUCUCCCCCCUGCUUCCCCGCCGUCUCCUCCCUGCUUCCCCUCCUUUCCUGGACUGCUUCCCCUAUUCCCCCCCCCCACCCCCCCUGCUUCCCAUCACGAAGCCUUACUCUCGUCUUCAUCCUAAACCCUCUCUGCCUUACGCCCAUCCUCCCCUCACUCGCACUCAUUCUUACACCCUUCUUCCAACUAUCCCCUCUCUACCUUACGCCCUGCUUCCCCCUUUCCCCUCGAUUCCCUACACCAUUAUUCCCUCUCUCCCCUCCCUGUCUUACACCCUUGUUCCCCCUUUCCCCUCUCUGCCUUACCCCCUUCUUCCCGUUCUCUGCCUUACGCCCUGCCUCCCCUUUUUCCCUCUCUUCCCUACAUCCUUCUCCCCCGUAUCCCCUCUCUGCCUUACGCCCUGCCUCCCCUUUUUCCCUCUCUGCCCUACAUCCUUCUCCCCCGUAUCCCCUCUCUGCCUUACCCCCUUCUUCCGCCUUUUCCCCCUCCCAGCCGUACGCCAUUCUCCCCCCAUUUCCCCUCUUCCAUACCCCCUUCUUCCCCCUUCCCCCUCUCUGCCUUACGCCCGUUUCCCCCCUUACGCCACUCUGCCUUACUCCCCUUCUUCCACCUUUUCCCUAUCUCCCUUGCUUCCUUCUUCCCCCUACCCUCUCACUGCCUUACACUCUUCUUCCCCCUUUCCCCUCUCUUCUUCCCUACACUCUUCUUCCCCACCUCCCCUCUCUGCCUUACUCCCUUCUUCCCCCUUUCCCUUCCCUCCGUACACCCUACUUCCCCCACCAUGCGUUCAGUUCCUUACACCGUGCUUCCCCUUUUUCCUCUCUUCCUUACACCCUACGAAACCCCUUUCCUCUCUCUGCCUUUCGCCCAUCCUCCCCCCAUUCCCUCACAUCCUUACACCCUUCAACCCCCACCAUGCGUUCUCUGCGUUACGCCCUUCAUCCCCUAUUCCCCACUCUGCCGGACCCCCUUAUUCCGCCUUUCCACCCUCUAUGCCUAGUACGCCCUUCAUCCCCCUUCUCCCAUCCUCCUUUUACCCUUCUUCCCCCUUAGCCCCUCUCUUCCCUACACCAUACUUCCCCCUUUCCCCGCUCUACCUUACACCCUUCUUCCCCCACCAAGCGUUCUCUCCCAAACGUCCUGCUAAACCCCUUUUCUAUCACUCCCCUACACCCUGCUUCCCCCUCUCCCCUUCUUCCGCCUUUCCACCCUCUCCGCCAUACGCCCUUCUACCCCCUUUUCCCCCUCUUCAUACGCCUUUCUUCCCCCCGUUCCCUCCCUUCCUUACACCCAAAAUCCCUAGAGCUACUCUGCCAUACUCCCUUCUUCCCCCUCUCGCUACUACCUCCAUGCUCCCUUACGCUACCCGCACCUCCCCCUCUCCCUUCUUCUCGCCUUUCCCUCGCUGCCCACACUUAUCUUCCAUGUAUCCCCUCUCUGUCUUACACACUCCUCUUGCCCCUACCCUCUCUCUGCCAUCCACACUUAUUCCCCCUAUCCCCUCUUGGCCUUACCCCCGAUCUUCCACCUUUCCACCUCUCCGCCCUACACCCUUCUCCCCCCUUUUCCUCCCUUUCUACGCCCUUCUUCCCCCUUUCCCGUCUCUGCCUGGUUCCGCCCUUCUUCCCCCCGUUCCCUCUCUUCCUGACACCCUUUUUCCCCCCGCCCUACGCGUCGGCCCCUCUGCACCUCUCUGCUCACAGUCUCCAAUCCGCCACCCUCGCCGUCGCCGCGCCACUCCUUGGGGUGUAACAUCAACACUCUCACACCGGAACAAGCAGCGGAAGAAGGGGAAGAGCAAGUGGGGUGACACUGCGUUCGGGGGCGUGGAGGACGUGGCGCGCGCCGAGGAGGACUUCCAGGGCGAGGAGGAGGAGGGGGAGGCGAUGGAGCCGUUCAACCUGCAGCAGGAGCGCGAGGAGGGGUACUUCGAUGCGGAGGGCAACUACGUGGAGUACAGAGAGGACACCGAGGCCACGCACGGCAGCACCACGCACCCUGGCAGUGGUGUGGCCCCUCUCAUGCCCUCCUCCCCUCUCCCCGUUUCCUCUCUCCCCCCAUCCUCUCACACUCCCUCCCCCCCUUGCAGGAUGGCUGGCGGCAGCAGCAGUGGAUCCCACGCUGGCGGCCAAGGCAGCAGCGCGCACAGGCAGCAGCGCGCACAGGCAGCAGCGCGACCCCUUCACAUUCUCACCUCCCAUCUUCCCCGCCUCUCCUUUGCCCAUCUCCCUCUUCCCCCUGCCACGACGCAUGGCUGGCAACAGCAGAGGUGGACCCCACCCAGGCCGCCAAGGCAGCAGCACCACCCCUCCACGCAUACUCACUCCAGCACGAGCCUGGAGGACGGCAGCGACGCCGACGACUGGGAGGAGCCCGCCCGCCACGCCGCCAACGGCGCCGCGGAGGCGACCGGCAACGACUCCGCUGAAGCCGCGUCUCCGGCCGCCACGGACCGCCGCGACUCCCCCAGUCGCGGCGACUCGCAGUUGCAAUCGCCGUCGCGGUCGUCGCGAUCGUCGUCGUCGCAGUCGUCUAGGUCGUCGGCGUCGUUGCGGUCGUCACACAGCGACGGGGAGAGUGAAGAUCGAGGCGCUGGGGACGAGAGGAGGGAAGGCAAUGGGGAGAGAGAGGAGGAGAAGGAAGGCGGGUAUGACGGUGAAGGGAUGGGAGGGGAUGUGAAGGGCAGCGGUGGCGAGGAGUCGACGGGACGAGACCCGCGGGGUGAUGGCGGCAAGGAGGGGGGAACGGGGGAUGGGGGAACUGGGCUGGGCGUGAACCUGGACUUUGAUGAGGACGACGGGAGUGACUAUAACGAGUCUAGUGACGGUGAGGGGGGCGGGACGGGGAGUGACAGAAGCGGAGAGGAGUGGAGAGGAAGCGAGGGGGGGGAGGGGGGUGAGGGGGGGGAGCAGGAGCAUGCGAGUGGCGUGAAGCGGAAGGAGCGAGGCGCGGGCGAGGCAGCAGAGGGGGAUGAGCGGCCGGCGAAGCGGAUGGAGGCAGGUGAGGGCGGGGGGGCCGAGGCGAAGGGGCUGCUGGUGCGCGUGGUGGCGGACCACUACAGCCGGCGCGACAACCAGCAGCGCCACGAGCGCGAGGCGAGUCCCAUCAUCCACCUCAAGAAGCUCAACAACUGGAUCAAGUCCGUGCUCAUCCGCAUGCACACCCACCCCGCCCGCGGUGCGCGCGUGCUGGACCUGGCGUGCGGCAAGGGCGGCGACCUGACCAAGUGGGCGCGCGUGAACGUGGGCUUCUACCUCGGAGUGGACAUGCGGUUCCCGGCGAAGCUGGCGUGUGCGGACUGCUUCGGCGUGGCGUUGGACCGCGAGUUGCUGCCGUGGGCGCCGUUUGACAUCUGCUCCACGCAGUUCGCCCUGCACUACUCCUUCGAGACUGAGCAGCGUGCACGCUGCGGGCUGCGCAACAUUGCAGCGCUGCUGCGGCCGGGCGGCAUGUUCAUCGGCACCAUCCCCGACGCCAACGUGCUCGUUCAGAAGCUGCGCGCCUCGCCGGACCUCAGGUUCGGCAACUCUGUCUACUCGAUAGAGUUUGCCUCGGAGUUUGCCUCGAAGAAGUUCCCCUCGGCGCGGCCGUACGGCAUCCGCUACGAGUUCCGGCUGGAGGACGCGGUGGACUGCCCCGAGUGGCUCGUGCCGUUUGCCUUCCUGCAGCGCCUGGCGGGCGAGUACGGGCUGCACGCGAUCUACCACGCCAACUUCCACUCCUUCAUCAAGACGCACGCCGCCGUGGAGCCGCACGCGUCGCUGCUGCGGCGCAUCGUGGGCGAGCGGUGGCGCGAGGAGAUGACGGCGGACGAGUGGGACGCCGCUUACCUCUACUGCGUGUUCGUCUUCCGCAAGGAGGGCCCAGGGGGGGCUGAGGGGGGUGGCGCUGUGGGGGAGAGGAGGGAGGAGUUCCGCCGUUGCCGUUACCGUUGCCUUAGCAACAGGGUGUCCCCUUCACUCACGCCACGCGCGCCCCCAUGGACGCUUCUCCCCUCCGUCCCCGCGAUCGCACCCCUCGCGCGCGCUGGCUUCUCCUUGCUGCUCCGCUGCUCCUCCUCCUCCCCGCGCUCGCAUGUCUUCGUCCUCCUCCACUCGCCUCGCUCCCUUUCCUCCCUGUCUUUCGCCCUCCCACAUCUAUCCGCGUGCUUCUCCUCUCCCCUUCCUCCGCCCCCGCCGCUGCUUCCCAUCCCCACGGCGCGCCAGCUGACACGUCAGCGUGCCGAGCUGGCGGCGUUCUUCCACGUGGGCAUGAACACGUUCACGGACCGCGAGUGGGGCACGGGCGGCGAGGACCCGCGGCUGUUCAACCCGGCGGCGCUCAACGCGACGCAGUGGGUCGACACCGUCAAGGCCGCCGGCUUCCAGGUGCGCGCAACGCGCCGGGCCUUGAGCCCACCCAAGCUUCACAGCCCCUCCGCGCCUUCAUCGUCUCUGCGCUGCUCCUCAACCCUCUCAACCAUCAUGCUCCUCUCACCCCUCUCAACCAUCAUGCUCCUCUCACCCCUCUCAACCAUCAUGCUCCUCUCACCCCUCUCAACCAUCAUGCUCCUCUCACCCCUCUCAACCAUCAUGCUCCUCUCACCCCUCUCAACCAUCAUGCUCCUCUCAACCAUCAUGCUCCUCUCACCCCUCUCAACCAUCAUGCUCCUCUCAACCAUCAUGCUCCUCUCACCCCUCUCGCCCCGCGUCCCUUCCCCAACCCCAACCCCCCAGCUGGUGGUGCUGACAGCCAAGCACCACGACGGCUUCUGCCUGUGGCCCUCCGCGCUCACCAACCACUCCGUGCGCUGCUCGCCCUGGAAGGCCGGCCGGGGGGAUGUCAUUGCUGACGUGGCGGCGGCGGCGCGGGCGGCGGGCGUGGGGUUGGGGUUAUACCUGUCGCCAUGGGACCGCAACGCGUGGGCGUAUGAGGAGGGCGUUGAGGCGUACAACGAUUUCUACGAGGGGCAGCUGCGCGAGCUGCUCACCCGGUGCCAUUCACGCGCCCUCUUCACCCCGUACUUCCUCUUCACCCCACACUUGCUCUUCACCCCGCACUUGCUCUUCACCCCACACUUGCUCUUCACCCCGCACUUGCUCUUCACCCCGCACUUGCUCUUCACCCCGCACUUGCUCUUCACCCCGCACUUCCUCGCUGCUGAAUCUAGCAACUCCAUUCCCCUUUUCUCCCUCCACCUCUCUGUCUGCUCCCCUGCAUCGUACCUCGCCUCCCUGUGUCACCUCUACGGGCCCGUGGCGGAGGUGUGGCUGGACGGCGCCAAGGGGGACCGCCGCCCCAUGACCUCCCACACUGCCACGUGGCAGGCUCUCAUUCGCCAGCUGCAGCCGGCAGCGGCGGUGUUUUCAGCGCAGGGCCCCGACAUGCGGUGGGCGGGCAACGAGCGCGGCAAGGCGGGCGAGCCGUGCUGGGCCAUGUCCCAACCCAUGCCUUUCCAACCCAUCCACCUCGCCCGCAGCUACCUGAACCACGGUGAUGUGGCGGGCACGGAUUGGAUGCCAGCAGAGUGUGACGUGUCCAUCCGCCCGGGGUGGUUCUGGCACCCCUCGGAGCGCCCCAAGCCCCUCGCCCACCUGCUGCACCUCUACUUGGCCUCGGUGGGGCGCGGGUGCUCGCUGCUGCUCAACGUGCCGCCCAACACCACGGGCCUGCUGCACGGCGAGGACGUGGAGCGGGUGGGGCAGUUGGGCCACGCGCUGCAAGUGCUGUUCCAGGAGGAGGUCAGCGCUGCUGCUCGCGUACACGCCAGCAGUAUGCCUGAGAAUGUGCUGAGUGCAGGGGAUGGCACCUUUUGGGCGGCUGAGGAUGGGGUGCUGUCUGCUACUCUCCAGUUCGACCUCGGGCAGGUGAAAACCUUUCAUGUGGUUCGGUUGGAGGAGCCUGUGGCGUACGGGCAGAGAGUAAAAUCGUUCACAGUGGAGGUGCUCGACCCGGACCCUGCUGCUGCAGCCGCCGCCGCCAUUCCAGCUGCCCCUGCUGCCGACGGUGGUGGUGCUGGUGCUGGCGGGUGUGGGCCAGGCGGGUGCAAUGGCGGGGAUGGUGUGCUGCCGUCCCUGCCUGGUGUGCCGGGCCUGGGAGAGAAUGCGCUCCACAUACUGCAUGGCGCCCAGGGGGCAGCACGCAGCAUGCAGGAGAGGACGGGGAGUGCUGGGAGGGCGGGCGAGUGGAGGGUGGUGGCGAGGGGCAGCACUGUGGGGCACAAGAGGCUGUUUCGGUUGGAAGCAGUGAGUGCGCGGCAUGUGAGGCUUGUCAUUCACGACGCCAGGGCUGCCCCGCUGCUCUCCUUCUUUGCGCUCUACAGGAGCGGUGAUUGGAGCACCAUAUGA